CCACCUCACUUUUUUUACCAAGAGAGAAAUGACUAAAACUCCAAAAUAAAACACUUUCUCCUUCCGUGUGGGUUGAACUUAUAAUAUCCUGGAUCUCAGGGUUUCCAUUUUUAGGCCUUGGGACCAAAGAGAUAGUCUAGAGAGAGAGAGAGAGAGAGAGAAAGCAUGGGUAGAGGGAAGGUACAGCUGAAGAGGAUUGAAAACAAGAUCAACAGACAGGUGACUUUCUCCAAGAGGAGGGCUGGCUUGCUGAAGAAAGCUCAUGAGAUCUCUGUGCUUUGCGAUGCUGAGGUCGCUUUGAUUGUUUUCUCUCACAAGGGGAAGCUCUUUGAGUACUCUACUGAUUCUUGCAUGGACAGGAUUUUGGAGAAGUAUGAAAGAUACUCAUUUGCAGAAAGACAGUUAAUCGCUAAUGAGCCUGAGUCGCCUGUUAAUUGGACUCUCGAACACAGCAAACUUAAGGCCAGAAUUGAGCUCUUGCAAAGAAAUCACAGGCACUACAUGGGCGAAGAUCUGGACACGAUGAGCGUGAAAGAUCUGCAGAACUUGGAGCAACAACUUGAUAGUGCUCUUAAGACCAUCCGAUCAAGAAAAAAUCAGCUCUUGUUUGAUUCAAUCUCGGAGUUGCAGCGGAAGGAGAAGGCUAUCCAAGAGGAAAACAGCAUGCUAGCAAAGAAGAUCAAAUACAAGGAAAAGGAAUUGGGGCAGCAGGCACAAUGGGAGCAGCGAAACCCCACCACUAACACGGCAGCGCUGCCUCCACUGCCGCCACCACAACCUCAAUACCUCAUGGCAUCUCGACUUCCUUCCUUAAACAUGGGAGGCGGCACAUACGACGAAGAAUCAGAGGCGAGAAGGAAUGAGCUCGACCUCACUCUUGAUUCACUCUACUCAUGCCAUCUGGGAUGCUUUGCUGCGUGAAAUCCAACGCAGCUCAACUUGUUCAUGGGGAAUUAGUAGUUAUCUGUGUGAGGAUAAUAUGCUAUGUUUUAUGUAUGUUGCAGUUGUUUUACAUUUUGAGUGUAUACCAUGAGUUAUUCAUGUGUGUAAAUUUGUGGGCCUACAUAUGCUCUACAGCCCCACUGUAAACCGAGGAAUAACUUGUUGGAUUCUUGAGUUAAAUAAAAUGUGUGUAAUUUGUAUCUGUGUGAAAA
This is a messenger RNA of Salvia hispanica, 1154 nucleotides long. Its product is annotated as agamous-like MADS-box protein AP1. Gene Ontology annotation, molecular function: DNA-binding transcription factor activity; protein dimerization activity; RNA polymerase II transcription regulatory region sequence-specific DNA binding. NCBI's taxonomy places the organism in Eukaryota, Viridiplantae, Streptophyta, Magnoliopsida, Lamiales, Lamiaceae. Gene Ontology annotation, biological process: positive regulation of transcription by RNA polymerase II. Gene Ontology annotation, cellular component: nucleus. The record is from RefSeq and is a predicted model, not a curated record.